AUGUGGCUGUUCAGAGGGGCCCAGUCUGCGAUUUUUUACUACGCAGCCUGUACUCCCUGUACAGAGCAUCUCCAGAAAAGGAAGAGGAAGAGAGAUGCAGCACGGAGCGCACGUGAGGCCGGCAGGGAUGCCCUCGUUACCGACCAGCCUGUCUUCUACCAGCCAACACCGUUCAGCACGAAUAGAUACUGGGGCGAGGAAAUUGCUCUAGGGCCAGGACCGCCAGCAAGACGUGGAAGGAACAAUAACAACGCUACCAGUCGGAGGGGGAGCCAGAAAAGCCUGUCUGUGCUUGAAAAGGAGAAGCCUACUGUGACGGAGAGAGCAGUGCUAACCGGAGUACUGGAGGACCUGCCUAUAUCGAAGGACGCCAACAAUAACAAGAAGAGCGAUACCGCAAGCAGUCGCCUGGCUACUCGGUGGAACAGUGUGCGGUACCAGCGAGACGACGAAUUGCUUUGGGGGUGUGACGCAAGGGCGUCGUCAUCCAGUCUACGGGUAGCGACUCGUGGCUCGUCAAAGUACUCUCUCGAUCCGCCACCAGAAGUUCACGAUGUCUACCCGCCAAUUGCAAGCGCAUUGAUGAGGAAGGAGGAGAUUCAAUGGAUGCUUCAGCCGCCGCCGAGUGCGAAGGUCAUGGAGGGCAAGAUCAGAGCAGACACUUCCUCCAGGUUCUCGGCAAGCAGCAGUCCGCUUCUCAGAGGUGUCAAACAAUCGCCGGGUACUGCUGGACUCGACGCGGGUGGACAACAACACCCUCUGUCUCGGCCGUCUCCCGCUCAUAGCCCCGGAUCAGCCUCACUCAUGUAUAGUCCGACUACAAAAUCACGCAAAUCCUCCACAGGAGCGACUAUAUCCCGCGACCUAAUACCCAUUGACUCAUUGAUAUCUCUCUCAAACACCUCUCCAUCGCUGGAUCAGCAGCGACCUUCUCUCUCCCGACUCUCUACUACGGUCCGCAGACAAUCGUCGGAUCAUCACCAACAACAACAACUCACCCUUUCUCCAUCCAACGACUCCAGCACAGCUUCUCCACUAGAACUAAAACCAUACGUCUCACUCCCUAGUCUCCAACCCUCGGGGACCCGCCAGCACCGCAAAUAUGAAACAGAACAUCAUCGUCCAACAUCCAAAGAAACGAUUGACAGCGGCAAGGCUUUCCGACCCAUCACCCCGUCCUCUAACAACACCCAUUGGCUCCGUGCCGCAAACCAUUCAAGCGUGUCAAAGUUACCGUUCGCUAGCACCGUAGAGCUUGGUAACGACGACAACCACGACUCGGAUCAUACGCUCGACGAUGACGAAUUCGACCGAUUCGACCGUAUCCGAACUUACAGAUGGAGUAUGGAUUUCUAG
This is a messenger RNA of Nannizzia gypsea CBS 118893, 1356 nucleotides long. RefSeq lists its product as hypothetical. The record is from RefSeq and is a predicted model, not a curated record. Bases 1 to 1356 code for a protein of 451 amino acids. The transcript has a single exon. Lineage: Eukaryota; Fungi; Ascomycota; Eurotiomycetes; Onygenales; Arthrodermataceae.